Molecule: messenger RNA, 1935 nt
Organism: Salmo salar (Atlantic salmon)
Lineage: Eukaryota; Metazoa; Chordata; Actinopteri; Salmoniformes; Salmonidae
Biological process (GO): positive regulation of ERK1 and ERK2 cascade; T cell activation; interleukin-15-mediated signaling pathway
Cellular component (GO): external side of plasma membrane; membrane raft
Molecular function (GO): protein tyrosine kinase binding; MHC class II protein binding
Source: RefSeq, a predicted model, not a curated record
CAGAGGAAAGAGACAGAAACAGAGGAGAGAGAGAGAGAGGAGGGGAUCAUGGCUCACAUCCAUCAUUCAUUUUUGGGAUUGCUUGUGACCGUUUUGUACCUGCUAACAGGUGGCAGUGGAGAAACUCUCUCUAUGUUCUCCAGAGUGGGAGAUGAUGUCAGUCUGCCGUGUAACAAUGUGGUUUAUCCAAACUGCUCCUCAACUACAUGGAACUAUAACAGAGCUGCAACUGCUAUUGAACUAGUCGGUCUAGGGAAGGUGAAAAAACAACUCAACAACAUAGCAGACAGACUGAGUUUAGGGUCUAACUGUUCUCUACAUGUUAGUAAUGUCAGAGCUGAGGAUGCUGGACAAUACACCUGUCAACAGUACCUUACAGAGACUGGACCAAGACAUGGAGAUGAUGCCCCUGUUCAUCUAUCUGUUCUAACCAUCAUUGGCAGCAGAGAACUGGAAGGAGAGACGACCAAAGGAGGAGUUGGCUUUAGGGGUGACCAGAGAGAUAUACCUGCUGGAGCGCGUGCUACAGUCUCCUCUACCACACCAGUGACAGAUCUGAAGUCAAAUGUAAAUAUGACAUUAAGGUGUUCUCUGCUCACCUAUAUGGGACAUGGAACAUGCAUCUCAGGAGUUAGUCUCAGCUGGGGGCCUAAAACAGGUACUAAUGCCCAGGUCACACUGGAUUCUUCCUGUGAAAUCUCACUGACUGUGACACUCCAGAAGGAGGACAACAACAGGAAGUGGACGUGCACGCUGACUGAAAAAGGAAACGUGAAGAUCUCGAUUGACUUCCCCUCCACAUUCUCAGAUAUUGAAGAAAAGACCACUGAUAAUGAUGAUGUCAUCUCCACUGUCCCAGGUUCUCAGAAGGUCAUCCUCACGGUGUCUGUAGGAGUGGCUGUGGUAGCAGCGGUGUGUGUCACUGCUGCUGUCAUCAUAGUACGCAGGAGGAGAGACAAGAAUCAAGUGCCAACUGAUAACAGCAUUGGUCUGAAUGCAGUAAACCACUCCACCCAACCAACCAAUGAGAGUCAACCUGCUGACAGAAUCACCUAUUCCUCCAUUGACCACUUCAAUCAAAAUCCCCUUCAGAGAGAUGACGCCCAAGGUGAAGAUGCAGUGAUGUAUGCCUCUGUUAUGCCCUCUACUGGCAGAGGGAGAGAGACAGAGAACCCUGCUGACCCCAGCUCCCUCUACUCCACUGUCAACAAACCUCAGGGAGUCAAGACAUCAACAUGAAGACUAUUCUCAUUCACACCCUAAUCCAGACUUAAUAUGGUUCUAGGAACAGAGAUUUUUGUGCUAUUAAAAGGGGCAAUCUGCACUAGUUACAUCCAUUUCUAGACGUAUAAAUGAAUGAUAUGCACCCAUUGAUUCUUGAAAAAUAAAACAUAGAAAUGCCUCAUGAGUUUAGUUAAACUGUCAUAACCCAUCAGAACCCAAAAUAUAUGCUUGUUUUACUCCAAUGUUUGUAAACAAAUGAAAUGUAAACAAACACACUGUAUAGCUCAAAACAUGGUUUAAACUAUAAUGUUGAUAUCAUGGACAGCCAGUCAUUGCAUCUUUAGCUCUGUCUAGGAGAGUGGUUCGCCAGCCCCAUCCCUCAGCUUUUCAGCAAAACAGUGGCGGAGAGUGUGAUUGGUUAAUGUUUCAACUGCUGAUUGCCGCUUUAAGAUGUGUAUAUUUUAUUGAUAUAGACCAAUGAGUUAGGAGACAGGAAAAGUGGAAGCGUUUGAGAGUGAGAACUGCACGCUUCAGAUUCAAAUUCAUGCUGACUGAUAGCCUAGGCUAUACAGUAAUAUACUGUAUAUGCACAUAUAAAAUAUUACUGCCCAAUAUUACACACUACUAUCCAGGGUGUACAGCUUCUACUGUAAGACCAGAGUGUGGCUAUUUUGCAAGAAUCUCACAUGUAAAAUAUUGUUUUGGUUACUA